GACUCGUUGCUAAAUGUAAACCACGGGGGAAGGAAAAAUGGUGGCGAGCACCCGUGUACAGAAGCUUCUCCGACGGUACAAACUCGCUAUCGCCGCUGCUUUGACCAUCCUUCUCAUCCAAGGGUUGGUGGUAUGGAGCCUCCGGAGUCUGGAGGAGCGAGAGGCGGAGCAGAUUCACAGGCGGUCUAAGCUGCCUGACCACAACAACCAGGACCUAAAGAGGGACCUUGAAUCCUCUGAGAGGCAGAAUGCCCUUUCCGGGGGCUAUCGUAGCUGGAGGAAGGAGGGCCUGGAGCAGGCUGCCGUCACUCAAGCCCUCAGGAAGGGGGCCAAGCGCCGAUCAAAGCCCUCCAUGAUAGACAAGAGCCUAAACAUGCAGGGUCCCGGUGUGGCGGCCGAUGGCAUCGCCCCUUACGACCCAUCUAGCAGCCGUAACUUCACAGAUAUGCGGGCAGGGGAGGGGGGCAAGAUUCCACUGCCUGUUCCAGGAGAACCAGGCAGUGUGGAAGGCGCCCCUCAGAUCCCGAACAGUGACUUUGUACCCAAAUGCGAGAUCUCAGGGAAGGACGCCCUGUCUGCUCUGCACCGCGCGAGCUCCCGCCAGUGCCGUCAGGAGCUCGCUAACAUUGUGUGCCAGCACCAGUCUGGAGAGCUGAUGCCGCAGUCUCUGCCUCAGUUCUGCCCACAGCACGUUCUCUCCAGUGCUGCUCAGCAGGCUGAUAUUAUAGACAAUGAUCUGUCUAAGGUGGAGAACCCAGUCAGGGUGGCCUUCGUUCUGAUGGUCCACGGCCGAGCCGUCCGGCAGCUGAAACGGCUCCUCAAGGCCAUCUACCACAAAGACCAUUUCUACUACAUCCAUGUAGACAGGCGCUCCAACUACCUGCAUCGUGAAGUUCUGCAGAUGGCUGAGCUGUACCCCAACGUGAGGGCCACACCCUGGCGCAUGGUCACUAUCUGGGGUGGGGCAAGCCUACUGAAGGCCUAUCUGCGCAGCAUGCAGGAUCUGCUGUCCAUGCUCGAGUGGAAGUGGGACUUCUUUAUCAACCUCAGUGCCACAGACUUCCCCACCAGGACCAACGAUGAGCUGGUGGUUUUUCUCUCACAGAACCGUGACAAAAACUUCCUGAAGUCUCAUGGCAGAGAGAACGCCAGGUUCAUAAAGAAGCAGGGGCUUGACAGGCUCUUCCACGAGUGCGACAACCACAUGUGGCGCCUGGGCGAGCGCACCAUCCCCGAGGGCCUGGAGGUGUCAGGUGGCUCAGACUGGUUCUCACUCACACGCCGCUUUGUGGAGUAUGUGGUCACCUCCCAGGAUGAGCUGGUGAACGGACUGAAGCAGUUCUACACCUACGCCCUGCUCCCUGCUGAGUCUUUUUUUCACACGGUUUUGGGCAAUAGCCACCUGUGUGACACACUAGUGGACAACAACCUGCGCGUGACUAACUGGAACCGCAAGCUGGGCUGCAAAUGCCAGUACAAGCACAUAGUGGACUGGUGUGGCUGCUCCCCCAACGACUUCAAACCUGCUGACCUUAUCCGAAUUCAGCAGCUGACCAGGCCUACGUUCUUUGCCCGCAAAUUUGAGUCCACCGUGAAUCAGGAGGCCAUAGACAUCCUGGACACCCACCUGUACGGUCACUACCCUCCGGGCACAGUAGCACUCAAGGCCUACUGGGAGAGUCUUUUUGAGCGGGAGGACGGUGUGGGCACACUCAGUGAUGUGGCCCUAACGGCCUACUCCUCCUUCUUCAGACUGGGCCUGCGCAGUCAGGAGACCGCACACGCCAGCAGUGAAGCAUGCAGGUUUGAGGCCAUUGGCUACCCUGUCUCGGUGCUUCUCUAUUUCUAUGACGACCGUUUCCAGGGCUACCUGGUACGACAGGAGGUGCAGAGUGUAGUGUCUGGAGGCAGGGAGAUGCUGGAGGUGUGGGCUGUUCCCCAGGCAACUCUACAACUCGAGAGCAACCUGCAUGAGUUUGAGAGGCUUAAGAACCUGGAGGUUGGAACAGAGUGGGACCCCAAAGAGAGAAUCUUCCGGAGCUUUGGGGGUGUGAUGGGCCCUCUGGAUGAGCCUGUGGCGGUGCAGAAGUGGGCUCGUGGCCCCAACCUCACAGCCACCAUAGUGUGGAUCGACCCGGCACAGGUGGUAGCGGCCUCUUAUGACAUCAGCGUCGAUGUGGAGGCGGAAUUCACGCAGUACAAGCCUCCACUGCAGCGACCUCUCCGGCCUGGAAUUUGGACGGUCCGUGUGUUGAGGCUAUGGGAGCGAGUCGCAGAAGCACGCUUCCUGGUCAUGCCUCUGGCCUUUAAAGGAAGAGAACCACUUCGCAAAGAGGAACAUAGUUGGCUGCAUGCAGGUCCUCCCGGCAACGUGUACAUGGAACAGGGUUUCCAACAACUGGCCCACGUGCUGAAGCUGCCCCCCAUGGAGCCUGCCCUGGAGGAGGCUCAGAAGAAGGCCUCUUUGGUGGGCAAGGCUCUGGAGUCCUGGCUGGACGGUUUGGUGGGGGGCUUCUGGGUGACAGGAGACAUCUGCUCCAGCCAUACCUCCCUCUGCCCCACUGUAGCACUGUGUGCCAAGACCACCUGGAGCUCGCAAUCACCAGACCCUAAAUCAGAACUGGGGCCGGUCAAAAGGAACGGCCGCAUCAGGUAGCCCCGAAAUUUGGGGCAAACAGGGGGCAAGAACACUGAAGUGAACUACAGAAGAGGGAGCAGGGGGUGGGGGGUUGGGGUCCAGGGAACCCCUGUGAGUGAUGUUUACGGGGUAUGGUCCAUCCCGCUGCUGGAGGUCGAGGUGUACUCGAGGCACCUUCUGUUUUGAGUGUUUAGGAGUUGUCAGGGAGAAUCUAAGAGAGCAGUUAUUGACUUUUGCACAUGAGGACCACCGGACAUUUUAUGACCAUAGUGUAUCUUUCGGGUGUCGCAAACGUUACAAAAUGUUGAGGUAUCCACAUACAGUCUUGGUUUUGUUGAGUUUGACGAUACAAACCACUCCACCUCAGCACUUUUACUCUUUAUUUACUGGACAAGUAAAAUGAAGUGCACAUUUUUCUUCUUCAGUGUAAAGUGUGGCCAAAAUCUUUAUUUCAAGCUCUGCUACCUGGUGAAGGCGAGUGGUUGGAGUCCUCUGGCCUGUAUUUCUAUGCUUAUUUUGAAGCAUCAAUACCUGAACUUCAGAAGCAGAUCGAUGAAGUGCACUUUACUGAAAGGCAAAGGUCUUCUCUGUACUGAUUGGCAGAGUCGCAAGUCAUGAAGCUUAUGAAGUCACCGUUGGAGGCCAGUUGCUCUCUGGCUCCAUCCGAUCAUGUUUCAAAUGCUGCUUACAGAGGCGCAGUGUUACCAUCACAUGGAUUCAUUGUGUACAGUUUAGCAACGAAAUGGACAAAUGGACACCACUAAUGACAUCCGUCCAUUAGGAGACAAGAUUAGGACUGUUUGUGAACAUUUGUAAUGCUGUGGCUGUCUUUCAUGUUCUUCUUUUAAUGGCUUCAGAUGUUUACCACUGCAUUGUCCAUGACUGCAAAUGGUUUAGGGCAACACCACAGUGUGAGUGUACAUGAUACAGCGACUAUUGAGGUACCAACAAACAGUCUUCUCUUUGUCUCAUGGCUGUAAAUGCCAUGAAUGCAGAACUAAUUCAUGAUCUUUGGCCAACUGACCUAUCCAUGCUCUGCUCAAAAAUGCAUUGUUUUGUAGCAACAAGACCAAGGCUGGGCAGGUUUUACAGAACAUCGUCAAGAGUCUAUUUCAAUUUAAUUGCUUUAGAUUGGAGUUUAGAUACAUAACUUUGAGAUUCCACUUUAAAAUACUGUGGUAGUACGCUGGCUAAUAAUGAAGCAUCAAAUCAAAUUCGGCAGCAAAUUUGAGUAACGUUGUUUGAUUCCAUAACAGUCCUUCCAGACAUUAGGUCAUGUCGUACCUACACAAGAUAUAGUUUGCAAUGAAGAAGAGGCUCUAAAUGUCCAAAUUUAUGCACUAAUUUUCUUAAGUUGACUUAAGGAUGAGCAGUUUGUGGAAUACAAGUUUUUUCUAACUAAUAUUGGAGCCUGGGAUUCAAAAUGUGAUUAUAAACUAUUAGAAACCGUUUCUGGCCAGCAUAUCUAGUAUUUCUGGUUUAAAUGCUGACUGAAGUUUGACAGUCAGUUAGUUCUGAUUGGUCUAACUCUUGUACAGGCAGUUUACAAACUGCAUGUUAUUAGAUUAAAUUUUCACACAAACUUGAUCAGACCAGGGAUGUACUUGGGUACUCGAGUUCUCAGUUAACUGAGGUGUCAAUAUUCAGAUACUACUUUCAGGUACUUGUGUUACAUCCUGGGAAAAUGGAGAAAAUAUACAGUCUAUUAAUUCAGUGAAGUGCAAAGUUUUUCUUUUGUUUACGAGUCCGUAUUUUACGUUUAUACCUUGCUACUUCGAAGCACAAGUGCCUGAAUGUGAGCACACUGCCGAGGACAUAUUGUUAAUGGCAUGAUUAUUGAUUCCGACUUCCAUCUUUCACUAAGAAAAAAAUACUUUCUGUAGAAGAUGAUGUCCUUAUCAGCUUCCAGCAUGACACUUGUUAGCUCUGUUAUCUCAGGCCGCCUCCGCCAGUCAACCAACAUGAAAACCUACUGAUUUCCCUCGACUGCUUUUGAAUAAUAAAACGCAAAUAAAAUAGUGUAGACAUCUAUGUGCUGCUCUAUUUUCGUGCAACAUCAGUGCCGUCAUCUAGAAAUAUAAGCUUACAUCUCAACGUUAUUUUCAGGCAAAGUUCAUUUAUUUAUUUAUUUUCUUUCUUCAGAUUGUGAUUUCAGUGAUUUAAAAAAAACCGUUCAGCCCCAGGUUGUUUUUUUUCCCCAAACAUUCUGUACAGCUUGUACAGCUUUGCAACAUUUGCUAUGAAAGAACAUGGAGCACGGAUAAGUCAGUUUCAUUGGUCAUCUGCAUGGUCAGGCUGUCAGAAGCCUGGACAAUCAUGUGGUUUAGGUGAAUCGCAAGCUUCUCGGCACUCACCUGGUUUACUGCUGGAUCGUAAUAGAAUGCCCCAUAGUAAUAUAUUGUGUUACUGUUGAUGUCAAUGCUUGCACUCUGUUACACUCUUGAUCUGGUCUUAUUGCAUAUGAGGUUCCAGUCUACAGCUGCAAUGCAGUACAGGCUUACGAUGUUUGGCUAAACUUCAUCAGUGAAGAACACCAUCGUCCACUUGUCACUUUGUGUCCUACACAUCAUUCUCUUUUCAUGAGAAGUGUAGUACAUUUUUUUUUUUUCUAAUACUUAAACAAGCUUUUUCAUCCGGCCUUGGGGACAUAUCACAGAAAGAUUGACGAAACGAAAAAAGAAGUCUGAGAAUGAAAUGAGCUGCUUUUUGCACGGCAAAUUCAUCAUCCUUCUUUCAUGGGUCCUUUUUUUUUUUAUUUAUUUUUCCAAAAGCCAUGUUUCAAAAUAGCAGUGACCAUGAAAAUAUCCACUGUUCUUAUUUCAUCACGAUGAAUUUGAAAGUGACCUUUUGUCUUCAUACUCUUGCUUCAGAGAACCCUUUUGUUUUAAAUCAAAAGGUGUGUCUGUGUGUGUGUGUAUAUGUGUGUGUGUGUGUGUGUGUGUAUAUAUGUGUGUGUGUGUGUGUGUGUGUGUGUAUGUAUGUGUAUGUAUGUGUGU
Messenger RNA from Pygocentrus nattereri (red-bellied piranha), 5634 nucleotides. It is a transcript of the gene xylt2, whose product is annotated as xylosyltransferase II. The coding region runs from base 38 to 2656 and encodes 872 amino acids. NCBI's taxonomy places the organism in Eukaryota, Metazoa, Chordata, Actinopteri, Characiformes, Serrasalmidae. The record is from RefSeq and is a predicted model, not a curated record. Gene Ontology annotation, molecular function: protein xylosyltransferase activity. Gene Ontology annotation, biological process: chondroitin sulfate proteoglycan biosynthetic process; heparan sulfate proteoglycan biosynthetic process. The transcript has 11 exons. Gene Ontology annotation, cellular component: membrane.